Molecule: messenger RNA, 2415 nt
Organism: Cherax quadricarinatus
Lineage: Eukaryota; Metazoa; Arthropoda; Malacostraca; Decapoda; Parastacidae
Source: RefSeq, a predicted model, not a curated record
AUGUAUCACACAGUAACACUAGCCAUAUCUUCCAGGGUGACAGAAGCUCUCCACACUGUCAACAAUCUACAAGACAAGGGACGGGCUGGGACCUCUGCUUUCCUCUUUGGAUAUGGGGACGGCGGUGGUGGGCCUACCCAGGACAUGCUGGAGAGGGCACGUCGACUUAAGGACACAGACGGAUGUCCAAGGAUGCAGAUGAUGAACCCUGACGAGCUCUUCGGACGGUUGGAAAAAGAUCAGCACAACCUGUGUCGCUGGGUCGGAGAGCUGUUCUUGGAGCGUCACAAUGGCACCUACACCACUCAGGCAGACAUGAAGCGACUGUGUCGGGAGACAGAGUUCAAACUGCGUGACGCAGAAUUCCUUCUUUCACAAGCUGUGGCAGUCCUUGGCCCAGCUGCGGCCUCGAGUCUCCUGCAGCAGAGUCUGCUCACGCUGGAUGGAGCCUGGAAAAAGACAAUGCUGAACCAGUUCCAUGAUGUGCUACCUGGUUCCGGCAUAGCCAUCAUCUACCCAGAGGCCACCAGGCUCUACCAGGAGGCUAUGACGGCAGCUCAGGACGUGUUCCAUAAUGCUGCCAACGCCAUCUUCGGCAGUGAGGGAGAGAUGAUGCAAGUAGUAAUAAACACUUUACAGUGGCCCCGUACGCAGGUGGUGAAGGUAUCAGCGGCCACCGACCCCCAGCAGGAAAAGCAGACCUACCAGCAGGUAGGGGUUAACCAGCAGGAAGAAAAGGCCUACCAGAAGGAAGGAGAGACCUACCAGUAUAUCAUGGUGGAGGCACCAUCAAUGGGCAGUGCACCAGUCGAAGCCAUCACACCCACUAGCACAGUUACCAUUGACGAGGUGGAUGGAGUGUUUGUGGUGACCAAUGGGCUAGUACGUGCUGAGGUCAAUGCCUGGGGUCAGGUUAUCAGCCUGCAGGUCACUGGUGACCCCAGAGACGUCUUCCGUGGGGCAGAUGGUACCCAACUAGUGGGCAACCAACUAGUGUUGUAUGAUGACCAGCCUAUCUACUGGGAUGCCUGGGAUGUCAUGGACUACCAUCUGGAGACUCCUCAAGUCCUUAAUGCUGAUGGGUCAGGGUACACAGUUACACCAGUGAGUGUGGUGGAGUCUGGACCUCUGGUGGUGAAGCUCCGCUGGGACGUGAUCAUCAGUGCUCACUCAACCCUCACUCAGGACAUCGAACUGACUGCCGCCUCCCCGUACCUUACAUGCACAACCUCCGUCACCUGGGGAGAGAACAGAAAGUUCCUCAAAGCACUCUUCGACACCAGCAUUCACUCCCAGAGAGCCAGCUUUGACAUCCAGUUCGGUCACCUGGAACGCCCCACACACAUGAACACAUCGUGGGACUCUGCUAGAUACGAAGUCUGUGGACACAAGUGGGCGGACUUGUCAGAGUACGACUGGGGUCUGGCGGUACUCAACAACAGCAAGUACGGCUGGAUGGCCAGAGGACACACACUGGCACUCUCCCUCCUGCGCUCUCCUAAAGCUCCAGAUGACACUGCUGAUAUGCAUCACCACACCUUCCAGUAUGCACUACUGCCCCACACAGGGACGCUUCAGGAAGCUGAUAUUGUACGUCGUGGCUACGAGUUUAACAAUCCACUCACCCUCCUCCAGGUCCCUCACGACAGGAGCGAGUGGUCUGCUGCGAGUGUGGAAGGGUCCGGGGCAGUGGUUCAUACUAUCAAGCCAGCAGAGGAUGGUUCAGGGGACCUGGUCUUAAGACUUUAUGAGAGUAAUGCAGCCAAAACUAAAAUCACGUUGAAGGUGAGCUGGCCAGUGACUUCAGUGAAGAAAUGUAAUGGACUGGAGGAGGUGGGUGAGGAGUUGAGCUUCACACAAGCUGAUGGAGUCACCUCCAUCCCUCUUUCCCUUACUCCCUUCUCCAUCUACGCCCUCAGGAUCACUCUGCAGGACUCCCGCUAGAUGGGGAAGCAAGAGAAGGACAUCCUAAUGAAAGAUCCCUGGUGUUGUGACUGUCACACCAAGCAUGGUCUCAACACUAUAUUUAGAGAGAUGUAAUACCAUAGAUAAAUGAUUCAACUGCCAUACCAGGGUAGAAAUAAUUAUACAUGUGUAUAUAUGUGUGUAAUAUAUAUAUAUAUAUAUAUAUAUAUAUAUAUAUACAUAUAUAUAUAUAUAUAUAUAUAUGUUUUUUGGGAAUGGGAAAUUAUGAUUUUUUUCACUAUACUGUACAUGUAUAGGUAUAUGCAUUUCUAUGUGAAUGUAUAUGUAUUUGCAAAAAUUUGGAUUAUAUCAAAUGGAAAUGAUUAAAACUAAUAACUCUUGUUAAUUGCACUUUACAAUAUAAUAAGUAUAUUGAGUGAAUUUAUUGAGGGGAAAUAUAUUGAGGGAAUAUAGUUUUACCAAUAAAACAGUAUAUCUCAUCAGUAAAAA